Messenger RNA from Daphnia pulicaria, 4384 nucleotides. It is a transcript of the gene RASSF8, whose product is annotated as ras association domain-containing protein 8-like. Gene Ontology annotation, biological process: signal transduction. The coding region runs from base 1293 to 3284 and encodes 663 amino acids. NCBI's taxonomy places the organism in Eukaryota, Metazoa, Arthropoda, Branchiopoda, Diplostraca, Daphniidae. The record is from RefSeq and is a predicted model, not a curated record. The transcript has 9 exons.
CGUCCGAAUCAUUUCCCUCGUUCAGUCUAGACCGUGCAGUCACUUGGGUCACACACACACACACACACACGACGACGACGGGAAAUCAGUUUUUUUUUGUUCGUUCGUGUCUAGUGCUAGCUGAGAGUCACACACUCUGAACGUCUGUGUGUGUGUGUGUAUAAUAUACGUGCUGGUGUGUAGUCUCAGAGUGUGUGUGAGAUAUUUCGAAUGGUUUCCAACACACACACACACUGGAAACAAGUUUGAGGCCGUUCACAAACUUUGUUGGUUGAAAAGUUCCUUCAUUUUCGACGCUAAUCAAAAGAUAUUUCUGUCGGUGCUAUUUCUCGUUGAUAUUCUUCGACUUGUUCUCUGUGUCGUGUGUUCAGCAUAUCCUAACUCGAGUUACUUUUUUUGAUCGACAAAAGUUUCAUUGGAGAAAGGAAUUGCCUAACAAUCAUCGUUUGAAAAUCACCAGGAUUAUAUUUUUGUGCUUGUGCGACUCUUCAACGUUUCAACAGGUUGACCGCGGCCGUCGGUUUGUUCAGGUCGACUUCCUCUUCUCUUUUGGAGUUGGCAUCCGCUUCCCGCCAUCCGGUCGCUCCGCAACCGGAUAUGAAGAGGAAAGAAGAGAGAGAUAGUGAAAAAGCCAUAAACAAACGUUGAAAGAAGGAAAGAAGAAAGACAAAUAAAAAUAGGGGGACUCUGGAUCAAACAGACAACAACAACAACAACAUCACGUGACGAGUGAAGAGAUGAUGGUUCAAUCUAUCGCUUGUUUCCAGCUUUAAAAAAAAACUAAACAACACGAACAACUUUUCCCGAAAAAACAAGAAACAAGAGAGGACGGAUUAAACAACAACAACCCCCAAAAAGUUGCUGUUGUUGUCCUUUUUUUCUCUUUUACAAACGACUAGUACAACAACUGGUCGGGAGACGUGAGAGAGUGAAAGGUUCAGUGGGGCCAUCUCCCAGAAUAGCGACCAACGCCCCUUAACGUGUUUGAAAGGAGGGAGGAGGGACCGGACGGACGGACUGGUUUUUUCUUCUUCCUUUUUUUCAAAAAAUAAAAAGGGGAGUUGGUGUGCCGGGAUCCCUGGAUCGUUGGUUCAUCCGUCCGGAUACCUAAAAUAACCUUCUCUCCUCUUCGGCUACCUCCUCGUUUGUGUGUGUGUGUGUGUUUGUGGGUUUGUGUGUGUGUGAGCUGAUUCGUUCGUGCGUGUACCAUGAAGGAGCUCGUCUUUUCCAGCAACUAUCCGGGUUAGAGUUGCCCGUCCCGUCAGUGGCCCACCAUCCCAUCACCAUCCGCCAUGGAAUUGAAAGUUUGGGUGGAGGGUAUCCAGCGGGUCGUCUGUGGCGUAUGCGACCGGACAACUUGCCAAGAUGUCGUCUAUGCGCUGGCACAUGCGACGGGCAAGACGGGCCGCUUCACGCUCAUCGAGCGCUGGCGCAGCAACGAGAGGCUCCUGGCACCCCACGAACACCCCCUCAAGGUGCUGAUGAAAUGGGGAGAGUAUUCUUCGGAUGUCCACUUCAUACUCCAGCGGACGGCCCUCGACGCCACGACGGCCAAUAGGAACGCCAUGCAGCCGAAUAACAAGAGCUCAAGGCCGACCAAGACGUCAGUCGAUCCGCUCCACGGGUUCACUCCGCCACUGACUUCGCCGCCUUUGCACGGCCAGCACCAGCAGCAGCCGCAGUCCCAGCCAGGAGCGUCUGCUACGGCGACGCCGUCACCGUCCAAGGAUUUGAAGAAAUCGCUGACGUUCAGCGGCGGCGUCGGCUCGCCGGUGGGGGCCGGCGAUCGCUCACGGCUCCCGCUCAACGUCGGCGUCGUCCGCGGGGUGCCCAAACGUCCCGACAAUAACGGCGAAUUGAACGAUCACAUCGUUGGUCAAAACGGACGCUCGGAAUGGACCGAUAAAUCCGCCUACGCCUCCCGGACGGCCAGUCCUCCUCCUCCGUCGCAUCCGCAAGUUCCUCUAGUUCCAGCCUCUUGUUCGUCUCAUUACCAGGAGAAGAAUCAAUCGCCAUCAUCCAAUGACGGCGCACAGCUGGUCUAUCCCAGAUAUGAUCCUCCGCUAUACGGACGAGUUCGGCUUCCGGCCGGAUCCAAUGGCUCAUCCAAUGACGCCCAUUAUUCAAGUCCGCCGCCUCCUCCUCCUCUUUCCUCGCACUAUCAACAACAACAACAACAAGAUUCUCCGCCGCAGAGCGAUUCAGUCAGAUUCCCGCCGCCUUACCGGAAUCCUCCGCCGCCUUUCGCCGGAGGUUCAAGACAGCCACCCCCGCCCCCGUAUAGGGAACCGCCACGUCCGUCCCCCUUGGGAGGAGGAGGAGGCAGAGGUUCGUCGCCGUACCGGGCCAGUCCAGCACCGGCAGCCAACGCCAUGACGCCGUCACCCGGUCGCAGUACGUCGACACCCCCUCGGCCGUCGCCCGUCCGCUAUGACACCAAUGUCCAGCCAAAUGACGACUCGGUCCCAGCAUUCGAUGGCAGGGACGACCCAUCACGACGGUCCAGGCGCAACCUCAGACUGGAUUUGAGUGGUGGGAACGCGCCGCGAACGCCUAGUCCGCCGUCGGAUCCGCAGCAAGCGCAGCUCAUCCAGCGGGUGAACCGGCAGCGAGGUGCGCUGGAUGAGCAGCAGGAGAAAUUGAUCCAACUGGAGCAGGAGCUGCUCGGCUGGGAGGAGCAGCUGCAUCGGCGACUGGACGACGAGCGCCAACAACUCAAUCGGGAAUUGACUCAACUCGAGGAUCGAUGCCGUCAGCAAGAAAAUCAAUUAUCAGAUCUUUACGACGUUGAAGUCGAAUGGGAACAAGUUUGUCGGGAAGGACAGGACCUGACGGAAGAGUUGGCUCGAUUGCAGACUGACGUGUCGUCGCUGGAUUCGCAAGUCAACGCUUGCGAGCCUACACUUCGACUUUUGAGGGCGGACGUCAGCGAAGCCGAGGAAAGUCUGGUGAAGGAACUCGAGUCGGAAUUGGCCCGCGUCCGAACCGAUCUCGAUUCGGCCGGCCAGGAAGAGCACGAUUUGAACCAAGAGGAUCAAACCACUGCCGAAGAACUGGCCCAAUCGGAAUCUCACGUUCGGUCACUGCGCUCGCAAAUGGAUCAGCUGACGCAGGAGAUCAAACAGGCCAAUCUCCAGUCGCUGAGCAUCGCCCCGGCCGACGACUUGAAAAUCCUCUUGGAAGGCCACAACAAGACGGGCCACAGUCGGCGUAUGCUGGGAUCGCCGCGGCAGCUGGAGAAUCCCGUCCCUACCAAUAAGAACCCGCACGGAGUCUGGGUUUGAUGAUUGAAAGACAUCUCACGUAACUGUAUCUCUCCCUUGACUUUUUUCUUUCCUCCCCUCUCGUUAUCGUUUCUUUUUUUCCGCAUUCUUCUUUUUGUCUUUUUGAACAGAAGACAAAAAACACACACACACAAAUCUCAGAUUUAUUUGAUUCUUUUCCCUUCUCCACUACCCAAACAGAACUGUGUACAGGACGAUGAAAUAUUUUUUUUUUUUCUUUUGGGGGCUUUAGAAAGAGAGAGAAACACUAUAGUUGAGGUCGUCGCUAGCCGCGCUUGAAUUGAUUACAUAACGACCGAGGCUUUAUAAAUUCUCUUUUUUUGUUUUUUCACAGUCAAUUUUGUUGUUUUUCUCUCCUCGUGAAUUUUCAUCUUUUUUUGUUUUCUCUCCCCAGCACCAUAUCGUUGCUCUGUGCCUUUCAUUUCUCUCUACUUUAAUACCAGAAAAAAAAACAAAAAAACAUUUAGUGUGUCGCCAUUUUCAUUGUGUAACGUUGUUGAUGUUUUUGUCGUGUGUCUCUCUCUCGAGUUUGUACUGUGUCUAGCCUAUUUGUUUUUUCUCUCUCUUUCUUUCUCUCCGUGUGUGUAUGUACGUGUGUGCGUGUGUACAGUGUUGAAGCCAAAGAUUCCUGCGCUACGAUUCUCCCACCUUCUGAUGGCCCCGCGUUGCGCGUUUCCUCCUCUCGUCAGUAGCCGGAAAUGGUAUUAUUAUUAUUUUGCUCUGCACAGUACAAACACAAGAUAAAGUAAAAGAGAAAAAAAAAAAAAAAAACAACAACCUUCCCCCCCCCCCCCCCUUUAAUCAGAAAAUUGUCCCGUCUUACUCUCUUUUUACCAUCCCCAUUUUUUUCUUUUUCUUCUUCGGAUGUCUCACCAGUGACUUGACUGAUAACCAAAAAAGAGAAAAGAGCCAAAAAAAAAAAAAGACUUUAAUGUCUAUUUUUUUUUCCUGUCAUUUUUCUUUUUGUGUUUUCCUUUUUGGACAAAAAUUCCUGUUUCUUCUCUUCGGUGUGUACCACAUUGUCUUUACUAACUGACGACGUCAAAAGAGACAAAAAAGACGACAUUGAUGAAUCAAAUAGACAGCACAGUAUUUCAUUC